This is a messenger RNA of Amphimedon queenslandica, 886 nucleotides long. RefSeq lists its product as uncharacterized. The record is from RefSeq and is a predicted model, not a curated record. The transcript is spliced from 3 exons. NCBI's taxonomy places the organism in Eukaryota, Metazoa, Porifera, Demospongiae, Haplosclerida, Niphatidae. Bases 54 to 815 code for a protein of 253 amino acids.
AUGGGCGUUCACCAUUUCAGGUGAAACGCCCUCCGACUCCGAGCUAGCCUACGAUGUCUACGUCUGCUGCUUCUUCUUCGUCUUCCUCUGCUUCUCCUGAUUUUGUGAACGUUUGUGACAAAGAACUAGAUAUCAAUGACUUUCAUGAUGUUUAUGAUAAAGUCAGACCACUCUCAGCUCAUUGGGAACAGAUUGCUAUUUCAUUGCGUCUCAGAAUAGAUACUAUCAAGGAAAUACAAGCUAUAAACUUUAGUGGGAAGGCUCUGUCAUGUCUAUCUAAAGUUCUAGAGCACUGGUUAAAGAAAGAGUAUGAUUACGAGCGCUAUGGUGUUCCUUGUUGGAGGAGAGUGUGUGUAGCUGUUAAAGGAGGAGGUGAUCCAGCAUUAGCAGAAGAUAUAGCUCGUACACAUCUUCAUAGUUCAAAAGAGACAUUUGAUUAUGAAAAGGGUUUAGGCGGAAAGCAGCAGUAUUUACAAGAUGAAUUUAAAAUGUUGAUUCAAUUAACAGAGGAAUCCUUCAAAUCAGGUGAUCUUCCAGAUAUUAUAAAUUACCUCCAAACACAAACGAUGUCAUUUGGUCCUAACAAGAAAACAGCUAAAGAAAUUAGAGAAGAGUUUGAACAUAUAUCAACAAUACCAGAAUUGUUUGCUGUACUACAAGACAAAUAUGUAUCGUGGUUUGACUAUACAUUAAUGAAAAAGCUUGUUGGAGUUUUUCUACCCAAAAUUCAUUUAUUAAAGAUGACAUGGACAUCAUAUGAAGAGAAGUUAAAGGAUUAUUUUGUUAAUAGUAGCAAUGGUAGUGAUCACAACUAAUUUUAUUCAUUGAUGUGCUACAUUUACAUUGUGUAAAAAUAUGCAAAUAUUUUUUCAUAUUAUGCCAUUAA